AUGUCUCACAGGAAGUUUGAGCACCCAAGACAUGGUUCUCUUGGUUUCUUACCAAGGAAGAGAGCUAACCGUCACAGAGGAAAGGUGAAGGCUUUCCCCAAGGAUGAUCAAACCAAGCCUUGCAAGUUCACAGCUUUCUUGGGUUACAAAGCUGGUAUGACCCACAUUGUCAGAGAUGUUGAGAAGCCUGGAUCCAAGCUUCACAAGAAGGAGACGUGUGAGGCUGUUACCAUCAUUGAGACACCUGCUAUGGUUGUUGUUGGUGUUGUUGCUUAUGUGAAGACCCCGAGAGGUUUGAGGUCUUUGAACACUGUCUGGGCACAGCAUUUGAGUGAGGAGGUUAGGAGAAGGUUCUACAAGAACUGGGCUAAGUCUAAGAAGAAGGCUUUCACUGGCUACGCCAAGCAGUAUGAAUCUGAGGAUGGCAAGAAAGGUAUCCAGGCUCAGCUUGAGANAUAUUUUGAUUUCAUCACUCUCCUCAAUAACAAAUAA
This is a messenger RNA of Camelina sativa (false flax), 492 nucleotides long. The record is from RefSeq and is a predicted model, not a curated record. Lineage: Eukaryota; Viridiplantae; Streptophyta; Magnoliopsida; Brassicales; Brassicaceae.